Molecule: messenger RNA, 6923 nt
Organism: Lates calcarifer (barramundi perch)
Lineage: Eukaryota; Metazoa; Chordata; Actinopteri; Centropomidae
Exons: 12
Coding region: 2305-3891 (528 amino acids)
Biological process (GO): sodium ion transmembrane transport
Cellular component (GO): membrane
Source: RefSeq, a predicted model, not a curated record
UGGUCCCUUAUUUCACCAUGCUGUUCCUGUGUGGUGUUCCUCUGCUCUUCAUGGAGUACGUCGUCGGCCAGUACACUCGUUUAGGGCCAGUGCAUGCUAUCGCCAAAAUAUGUCCGUUGUUAAAAGUUUUCUUAUCUCCUUAAAGACAGAGAUUAUCUACCCGGUCAAAACGUAUGGGUCCUUCACUUGAUUUAUCGCUCAUUUCUUCCUGGUUAAUGCUCUGUGCUAAACAAGGGCCAAAAGCAGGUAGUUUUCUUCUGUAUGUUCUUUUGAAUGAUUUCCCUGUGCAACUCAAGUGCAGUUUACUGUGAUGUACCUGUGAUCAGUGAUUUGGAUGCCCACAAAUAUCUAUCACAAAUCAGCGAAUAUGCUCAUGUUUAACUGACUGCAGUAGACUUAAUCAUAGCAAAUGAAAGUGUAAUUUUAACCGGCCAACCGGUUUUCUGCCACUCUUUGCUGACUGUCUGAUUUGUCUCAGUGAGGGCACCUAGUGGACAGGUGAGGGUAAUAAACACAGAAGUCGAGACAGAAGAGGAUUGGCUCCAACUGAUUCCCUCCAUCCUUGUCUGCUCUGCCUUGUUUUUGAGUACAGCAGACUGAUGUGUUUUGGCAGUUUGUAAUGACACAUCACUACACCACUUGGAGUGUGUCUGUUGUACGAGUGGAGCAGUCAACCGUGUAAGCUAGAUGUGUAGAGUGAAAGAGGCAAACAGGCAAUAACAAAGGGGGGAGCGCUUAACGUGGACCAUACCCAGUGGUUCUUGCUGAUCCUGGAGCUCAGAGCGGGUUUCCUUUGGCUCUGUCAUCAUGUUGACACAGAGCUGUUUUUCAGCUGCCUCUCCUUCCAUUUUACCAGAUAGUGACAUUGGAUCCAGUGGAGCAUGGCAUUCCUGUCUUUCCACGACUAGUAGAAAAAGGCAAUAUUUUUACAUAUCCCUGAAAAACAGCAGAGAGACCAGUCUUUCAAAGACAGAGCUUUUGUAGUAAAAGAUCUCAUUCAUUCUCAAACAUCAAAGAUAACAAAGAUAGCAGAGAUAGCAUUAUACAAAAGAUCAGGAACAGGAUACUCCACAAUUCUGAAAAUACACUUAUUUACUUUCUUACUGAAAGUGUGAUUAGAAGUUAAAUGCUGCUCUGACGUACUGUGCAUACAGUGAAUAUGUAGCUGGCACUUGGUUAGCUUAGCACAAAAACUAGAAACAGCCAGCUUGGCUCCAUAGGAAAUAUGAAAUGACAUGAGGUAAACAUGACAAUUAGUUGUUACUGAGGGUCAUUACCAGGCAACCAGUGGAGACUCCAGGAAAGUUACUGGUCCAAUCAUCCAGUCCAUAACCCCUGUAAAAUGGCAAAUUCUCAUUUUAUCCAAUUCAUUCAAGGUUAGUCCAAGAAAUAGAGUUAUUUAGAUCCCUGCACUGUGCUAUUUUUAAAUGCCAUACCAACUACAAACAGGUGAAUCAGUUUCAUGGAUGUCCUCUAGUAAAUAUUUUGUGACUGUGUUAGAAAAACAACAUACAGAUUAAAUUCUCUGAAUAAUAAAGCAUCCUGUGCUCCAUCUGAUGCUAAGCUAAGCUAACUGACGGCUGGCUCCAGCUACAUAUUUACGUGUGAGGAGUAACAAGCUUCUCAUCAAAGUCUCUGCAAGAGAGUGAUUAAGCGUAUUUCCCAAACUAUUCCUUUAAACUAUUGAUCUCAGAAUAUAAAAGUUUGCAGUGCUUUGUAUUGUCGGGUAGUACAAAAGGUAGUAUAGGUUUCUCAGAAGUUACAGAAGAAGCAAAUGGAAUGAAAACUUUUCUCCUAGUUACUUCAAAAGUUGCCAUCCUGUAUUUAAGAAGGCUUAAGGUUUAAAACUGUCUGCUCUACUGAAUUGUCGUUGAGCAAAAAUAAUGAACCUGCUCCUGAGUCUUUAGCUGAGUCAUUGCUCUGAAUUCCCUGAGGAAGAGACGGCUGAAAAAAAAAAAAAAAAGAAAAAGAAAACAUGCAUAUGGUACACACAGACACCACAACCUGAAACCUGACACACAGCUAAGAACCACAGGUGUUAAAGGACUGAAUAAUUUACAUCUGUAUGCUGGAGGACUUUGAUCUCUCCUGUACUCAUUUUGGUCAAGAGCCUGUUAUAUUCAUCAGCCAAAUGACAUAGUGGAAUUUCUAAUCCAUGACUCCAGGAAUUCCUUUCAUCUGUGGCCGAGUCUGCUUGACUUUAUCCUGGCCAGCACUGACCCCAGAUUACCCCAUGAUACUGGCUCUUCUCUGUUGUCUUAUCUUUAUGCAAAAUCAUUUUAAUCCCAGGCCCAAAUAAUUGACAUGUCACUGCAAAACAUGGAGUUUCAGAGUGAUUUUAUAACAGUUUUAAGUGUGGUAAUUUCAUCCCCUACAGAUGGCAUGACUUCUGCAGAGUCCUCUCUCACUUUGUGUCCCCCCACCCCCACCCCUUCCACCCCCACUACGUGUUACCCUGCAGGUGUUGGUCUGGCCACAGUUGUUAUCUCCUUUGUGUUCUGCACAUACUACAAUGUGCUCAUGAGCUGGGCACUUUUCUAUUUCUUCAACUCGUUCGGAGCGACGCUUCCCUGGACGUCCUGUAACAACACGUGGAACGCUGUCGGAAACUGCUCCAGUGGUUUCCCCGGCAACGCCACCCACCUGCAGUCUGCCAGUCAACAGUUCUUUGAUCACAGGCUGCUGGAGAAAAGCAGUGGCAUUGAAGAAGCUGGUGGCCUUCGCUGGGAGCUCUUCGGCUAUCUCCUUAUUGCCUGGGUCGCCGUGUAUUUCUGCAUAUUUAAAGGAGUCAAAUCCACUGGCAAGGUUGCGCAUUUCACUGCAAUAUUUCCAUACUUCAUCCUGUUCGCCCUGCUCAUCAAUAAUGUGCAGCUCCCCGGAGCCAGGGAAGGUAUCCUCUACUUUGUGACACCUGUCUGGAGCAAACUGUUUGAAGUGAAGGUUUGGGUUAAUGCAGCUGCACAGGUGUUUAACUCCAUUGGAAUAGCAUUUGGCUCCAUGAUUUCGAUGGCUAGUUACAACAAGUUCAACAACAACAUUCUCAGGGAUGCUUUGAUUGUGUCAUUUACCAACUCGUUCACGAGUAUCCUGGCCGGCUUUGUGAUCUUCUCAGCUAUUGGCUACAUGGCUCAUAUACAUAACCUCCCAGUGGACAACAUAGCUACAGAUGGUCCUGGUUUGGUGUUUGUUGUGUACCCUGAAGUCCUCUCCACCAUGCCCGUCUUUCAGCUCUGGGCCCCUCUGUUCUUCUUUAUGCUGCUGUGCCUGGGCCUGGACAGCCAGUUUGCGACAGCUGAGGUGGCUGUGACGUUCAUAAAAGACGAGUUUGGUCACAAAAUUCCCUUCCUAAAAAGAGAGAUGCUCGCCCUGGCUGUGUGUGUCGUCUGCUUUGUGUUGGGGAUUCCUCACGUCACUAAGGGAGGUAUCUACGUGUUUCAGCUGAUGGACCACUACACCGCUGUGGUUUCCCUCGUGUUGUUGGCUUUCUUUGAAGUCCUAGCCGUCUGCUGGAUCUUCGGUGUCUCACGCCUCUCCUUAAUGGUCAAAAGGAUGCUAGGCAAAACUCCAAACAUAUACUUCCGUCUCUGUUGGCUGCUGCUCUGUCCUUUGUUGGUGCUGUGCAUAAUGAUCUCCAGCAUUGUCCAGUACACCCCUGCUCGCUAUGGGACGUACACUUACCCAGUGUGGGCUGAAUGUGUGGGCUGGUGCGUGUCACUGGUCUCUGUAGUGUGGAUCCCACUUGGUGCUAUUCAAGAGAUCUACAGCAACAAAGGCUCACUUCGCCAGAGACUUAAAACAGCCAUGACUCCUACAAUAGACCUGGAUGCUGAGGAUCCCUCGUUGGAAAAACACAACCCGGCGUCUGAAACCUUGUUCACUUCAGGGGCAUGAAGUCAUGUCUUUGCAUCUGUACGUACCAAACCCUGUGAUACAGUUUGAUUUUUAGUGAACGGUGCUAUUUAGCAUUUACUUUGAGAUACAGUCAGAUGAGUCUUUAUGUUUUGGUCAUAAAAUUAUGAUUUUUUCCCAUUAGUUUUAGGGUAAGGUGUUUGGGGUAUAGCCCUUACUGUAUCUUAAGCCCACUGUAGUGCUUUAAUACUCAAGCCACUUUUUCCUUUGGAGACUUCAACAGAAUGAAAAUAUCCCUGGCACCUUGUACAGUGUACAAGUAUAUAACCAAAAUCUGAGAUUUUGUCCACUAACAUAAGAUUAAAUUAUUUAAAUUUAGGUAUGAGUGAUUCUGUUCCCUCUCCAGACUAUGCAGGUGUUUGGUCCAACCAAAGAUUGAAAUUGAGAUGAUUAUAUCCUCCCCUCUGAUGAUUAAUUGGUAUUAUGCAGUUUAUGCAGUGAUGUUUUCCCUUGCAAAGUGUGAUAAAUGUCAGUGAGUUUGUGUAGCACAACAGUGCAUUUUGUUCCUAUGGCAAUCAGAGGGUUAUUAAUUUAUUAUUUUUAACUUAAUAUAUCUAUGAUUUAAAUUCUUUUGUACCACUUUGUGGCCCCUAAAGCCAUAAUACACGGUGCUGUUUUGUUGUUUAAUGUAACAUUCAGGCAGUUCUCAGCUUCUUGUAAUGUUGAGAAACAUGAAAGGUAGGUCUUCAUCUGGAAUAGACCAAUACCUAAAACACUGCAAUGUGUAAAUGAGAGGAGCUAGAUAUAACCUCUCCAAUACUUGUCACUGAUAGCAGCCCAAGUGUGUUUUUAAUCCCAAGACAUAAAAGAGAAAUAGAGGAAUAAAAAGAAUAGAAUAAAAGAAUAAAAUUUGCCGUAUUAUUUAUUUACCAGCACCCUUUCAUCGAAACCUCAGCACUCGCUAAACUCAAGCAUUAUGAGGCUUGUUUUAGUCUGUCACUGGUAUUUACAUGUCAUUUGCUAUUUGAGGGCAGCUGCUUGGUGUUACAAAGGUAGGAACACAGACACACAGGCAGUCAAACUGAUGCUGACUGGGAACAAAGGGCUGCUAUAAAGGCAGGGGAGCUGGUGAGGUAAAUGAGAACAGGUGUGCAGGUGGGUGUGGGGAGUCAGGUGAAUGGUAAAGGAGGGAAAGUCUGUUUGCUGGAUGGAAAAUGGCAAGAUGUGGGAAAGGGGAGGAUGAAACACAGUCAGGGGGAAAUGCACGGGGGCGGAGGGGAGCUGAGAGGGAGCGGAUCGUGACGCUUGGUCACAAACCUAGAAAUAUUUGACUUUACGACUUGCUGGAACUGCCUGAAUGCAUCAUUAGAUUUGACCUCUGAGAGUCUAGACGGAUUCAUUUUGGUAGAAAGAGUAGGUACAGGGCCCAAAUGGUUGCGUGCAAAUGUCUAGCCUCUGAACUGGGACACAGCACCAGUGCACAAACACCAUUUAUAUAAAGUGAAAACUCUUUAACACAGAGAAGCCAAGGUGUUUGAAUCACAACAAAAGCAUAAACACAAACAGACAAGUACAAUUUGUACGUUGUUUUUUUUUUUUUUUUUUUUUGAUACAGUGUGUUGCAAAGCUUCAGAAAGACUCAUUUGAUCAUCACUUCCAUCUUCACUUCACUUCCAUCAGAUACAAUAAUGAGUUAGUGAGUGAUCAGAGCAGCAGGAUAACGUUAUAUCCAGGUACUGAGCUCAAAUAGGAAUGUGUGAAUCAGCUUCGUCUGAUCUCCACAGGCUGAGGAACGACAUAAUAUUAUUUUUCAGUGAUGCAUCUAACAUUAUUUUUUAACUGUCUAAACUUUUUUUUUUUUUAGAGAUUAUAAGUGGUGCCUUUGAUCCACUGCCAUGACACCAAAUUGGGCUAAUGAGAGUAAAUAAUCCUCAGGACAGUAACAGUCAGUUGUGCUCCAUAUUGUAUUGACCCAAAACCAAAGUUAAUCACUGACUCUUUUAUCUCUCACUUCUUAACAGAGAAAGGUGACAAAAAGUUCACUUUGGUGGAAAUGUAAUUUAUUUUAACUCAAGCUUUAACUUUGAGAUUGCACAGUAGUGUUAUGUAAAGCUUUUUUAACGAUUGACCUCAUGUCUAGUUAGAUUGAACCAGAUCUUUCAAAGAGAAAAGAGUUCAGUCGGUGUUGAAACUGUAAGCUUUGGGGUAAUAUAUUAUGUAGAUGAACUACCUUGACUGAAAAUGACCAGAGGAGAAAAAGUCACACUUAAGGUUGCGCCCAAUCGUACAGCAUAUUCUUGGCCUUUUCUGUCUUCACCAUGUUGCUUAUCAAACCGACUCUCAUUUAAGAGUGCCUUUUAUUCCAAAGUACUGAAAUAAGCUCUGAUAAUAGAUGCUCCAAACAUCGGAAUAUGAUUUUUAAAAUGUUCCAAGGAUGUUUCUAAACAAAGAUACUUACGUUUCACAUCUUAUCACUAUUUAAAAGUGAAAAUAUUAUCAUUCUACUUUUGUAUUUGUUUCAUAUUUAAGUGUAUAAGCUGUUUUUAAAUGUGCAAGGAUGAUCUAGAAGCACUUUUACAACAUAGUAGGUCACUGUUUACGCUUUUUAGUGUUUGGAAUUUUAAUAUGAACUAAAUAAAAAUUGUAAUGGGCUGUUAACAUGAUUAUGGUUUUAAAAAAUCUUGUUUAGAAAUGCACAAAGUCUGUGGUUAUUUGGGUUAGUUGUUAAAAAUGUUGAUUUUCAAUAUUUUCUCAUAAUACACAUGCACAUUUUUAAUUUGUGACUCCAUUUGUACCAUUGUGUAAUUUGUUACCAUUUCAUGAUAUUAGUCUGUAAGUGACCACAGUCAAACCUGCAGUGUUCUCACAUUCACACACUGUAACAACAAAGAUACCGACAUAUAGACUGAAUGCAACACGAUAUUUGUAAAGUGUGACAGCUUUUUUCAAUUUCACAAUCAAAUUUUAUGUUGAUUUAAUUGUUGGUUUAAUUUUCUUACUAUUUUAAUCAUAUUUCUACUGUGUAAUGGUGUGUGGUGUCUUAACAUUUUGUUAAAUAAAAAGCCUUAAUUUUU